AUGAUUCCCACAGAUUCAAUUGUGAACUUUCUGGCAGCUCAUCACCCCCUCGGGGGACUGGGCAUUCAGCACCACCCCGCCGUGGAACAGUCUGGAGCCCGACCACCCCGCCGUGAACCCUUCCCGGCUUGGAGUACUAUCGAUGAAGUAAAGAAAACCGCAGCGCAUGAGUUUGAGGCUGCAAGCCAAAAGGUUCAACAGAAGGCUGGUCAUAUCGAGCUGUGGAGCCCCAAGUAUUAUGCCGCUUGUACGCUUGGUGGACUUCUCGCUUGUGGUCUUACUCACACUGCGGUUACUCCCCUGGAUCUGAUCAAAUGUCGUCGUCAAGUUGACUCCAAGCUCUACACUGGUAAUCUGCAGGCUUAUAGUAAGAUCCGUGCAACUGAAGGUUUCCGUGGCGUCUUCACUGGUUGGAGCCCUACUUUCUUUGGAUACAGCGCUCAAGGUGCAUUCAAGUAUGGUGGAUAUGAGUACUUCAAGAAAUUCUACUCCGACCUCGUUGGUCAGGAGCGUGCCAGCAAAUACAAGACCUCUCUAUACCUGGUUGCCAGUGCUUCGGCUGAGUUUAUCGCGGAUAUCGCUCUCUGUCCCUUUGAAUCCGUCAAAGUCCGUAUGCAGACCACUAUUCCACCUGAUAUCAAGGGAACCUUCAGUGGUAUCUCUGGAAUUGUGGCUAAAGAGGGCGUUUCUGGGCUUUACAAAGGUCUUUACCCACUCUGGGGUCGCCAGAUCCCCUAUACUAUGAUGAAGUUUGCUUCAUUUGAGACUAUUGUGGAAACGAUCUAUAGCAGUCUUCCCGGUCAGAAAUCCGACUAUGGAAAGGGUGCUCAGACCGCUGUUGCUUUCUCUGGUGGAUACAUGGCUGGUAUUCUCUGUGCUGCUGUUUCGCACCCUGCGGAUGUGAUGGUCAGUAAGCUGAAUGCAAAUCGCCAAGCCGGUGAGGCCUUUGGGGCUACGAUGAGCCGUAUCUAUGGAGAUAUUGGCUUCCGUGGUCUGUGGAAUGGACUGCCUGUCCGUAUUGUGAUGAUUGGGACACUGACCGGUCUUCAAUGGAUGAUCUACGAUUCCUUUAAGAUCUUCAUGGGUCUUCCUACUACUGGUGGAGGUGGUGAGGAAAAGAAGAAGAAUCAGUAG
Penicillium malachiteum is the source of this 1134-nucleotide messenger RNA. RefSeq names its product putative mitochondrial phosphate carrier protein. Gene Ontology annotation, biological process: mitochondrial phosphate ion transmembrane transport. Bases 1 to 1134 code for a protein of 377 amino acids. NCBI's taxonomy places the organism in Eukaryota, Fungi, Ascomycota, Eurotiomycetes, Eurotiales, Aspergillaceae. Gene Ontology annotation, cellular component: mitochondrial inner membrane. The transcript is spliced from 6 exons. Gene Ontology annotation, molecular function: phosphate transmembrane transporter activity. The record is from RefSeq and is a predicted model, not a curated record.